AUGUCGCUAGGGUCGAAGGCUCUCCAAGUGACUCUUCUGACGCUGUUCUUCGUAGCAUCAACAGUAGAUGCCACGGAAAAAAGGGUCUUCAAUGUGGUCGAUUUUGGGGCAAUUCCCGACGAGAAGACAGAUAAUGCUCAGGUGAGGGUAACUCCAAUCUCUUGAUAUUUACAGAUGUAAUCUAUAUUGCUUUCAAUUGAAACAUAUCAUCUUUGGGAAUUGGGUGUGCAGGCUUUCGUGGCUGCUUGGAAGGAGGCCUGCGCGACCGAGGUUCGGUCGAAGGUCUUGGUGCCUCAGGGGACAUACCUGGUGGGGCCUGUGGACUUCUCGGGACCCUGCAAGGGCUCCAUGGUGUUCCAGGUCAAGGGGAGGGUGGUAGCCCCCACUGAUCUCAGUGCGUUCCCCUCCAGCAGCUGGAUAUCUUUCAACCACAUAGAUGGGCUCGUGGUUGCCGGCAGAGGAAGGUUUGACGGCCGCGGUGCCUCCGCGUGGCCUUACAACCAGUGCCCCAAGAAGUUCGACUGCAAGCUUCUCCCGACUGUAUGCUCUCUCUCUCUCGCUCUCGCUCUCGCUCUCCCUCUCGCUCUGUUGUUUCUAAUCUUUCAUUUGGUUUUGGCGGCGAGAAGUCCUUAUCGUUCAACUUCGUCACCAACGCCUUGGUCCGAGGCAUAUCGUCGGUCGACAGCAAGUUCUUCCACAUAAUUGUCUUUACCUCCGACAACAUCAAGUUCCACUCCAUAAGAAUAAGCGCGCCGGGGAACAGCCCGAACACCGACGGUAUACACAUCGGCAGCUCCAGCAACAUCGAGAUCCUCGAGUCUGCUAUCGCCACCGGCGACGAUUGCAUCUCCCUGGGAGAAGGCGUCGCCAACGUCACCAUCUCCAAGGUCUUCUGCGGCCCCGGCCACGGCAUCAGCGUCGGCAGCUUGGGCAGGUACCAGCACCAGCAGGACGUGGUGGGAGUGACGGUAAGAAACUGCACCCUCACUGGCACCUCUAACGGGGUGAGGAUCAAGACAUGGAUGGACUCCUUCGUCCUCAGUGUUCGGGGGCUCGUUUUCGACGACCUUGUGAUGACGGACGUCUACAAUCCCAUCAUCAUCGACCAGGAGUACUGCCCGUACAUCUCCUGCGACAGACAGGUGAGCUCCGACGACGCUGCUCCCCCGCUACCUUUCUUGACAUAAUCCGAGCCUGGCUGUUUGCGUUGGCUCGUUCAGGCUCCCUCUCGCGUGAAAAUCAGCGAGGUGAAGUUCAGGAAUAUCAGAGGGGUUUCGGCUUCGAAGGUGGCCGUGAAGUUGCAGUGCAGCGAGGGGGCACCUUGCGAAGGAGUAGAGCUCGGAAACAUAAACCUACAAUACAGCGGCGAUGACGCCCCGGCAACUUCGUCGUGCUCAAACGUGGUGGGCACGACUCUCGGCAGCGUCGUUCCUGCUUCUUGUCUCUGA
Messenger RNA from Spirodela intermedia, 1448 nucleotides. The record is from the annotation of a GenBank genome assembly. Lineage: Eukaryota; Viridiplantae; Streptophyta; Magnoliopsida; Alismatales; Araceae.